This is a messenger RNA of Botrytis cinerea B05.10, 863 nucleotides long. RefSeq lists its product as hypothetical. The record is from RefSeq and is a predicted model, not a curated record. Lineage: Eukaryota; Fungi; Ascomycota; Leotiomycetes; Helotiales; Sclerotiniaceae. The coding region runs from base 428 to 778 and encodes 116 amino acids. The transcript is spliced from 3 exons.
GAUAAUAGCGAUCUGUGACAGUGACAUCCUGUUUAUCAUCUGCAAAAUGUGUCAGCGCCAAACAGAUGACCGGCAGGAAGUUGUACGUCUUCGGCCAGAAUUUGGAAUGAGAUCAUUUUACCGACGUAAUAAACUCUGUAACAAUCAAUACAAUCAAGUAGCACGCUCAACUUCUGAUAGGAAAUACAUUCAUUCUGCACAAUCUAUGCUAUUUAACCGAUCUUAUCAGGAGAUAGAUGUUGGGCUGGUCACGUGCAAGUAGCACACGGAGUAGGGUGACAUCGGGCAAAAGGCCUGAUAGGAGAACAUAUUUAUAGAAAGGAAGCUUCUUGGAAUCCUUAUUUUUCUUCUUCGGCUUUCAUUUUUAACAAUAGAAACACAUUAUCCAUCAUCUUCCAUCAGAUCUCCUGUUACUCAAUCCUACAAAAUGCCAAACCAAUCAUCAGUCAACAGAUCCCUCUCCACCAUCCGCACCGAGCUUGAAAUCCUCUCUCAAAACGACGUUCUUUCUCUCCCUCAAUUCCAGUCUAUCAUGGCGCAACUACCCCAACAAAAUGGCUCCCAAACACAAUAUACCGACUACCGCUACAAUCCCACUACCAAUUCCAAUCCUCAGAAAAUGGCGCAAGAAGAUCAGGAUCUAAAUCAUCCUGAACAUCUUGCUCAUCGUAAGAAUCAUGAAUGGGCAAAAGCAAUGGCUUUUAAGUUUGAGAUUGCGGCUGUAUUGGGAGCAGUAUUAGCAGUCGUUUUCUAUAGUACUAUCAUGGAUAAUCUAUAGAUCAUCUGCGUGUUGGUGGAUAUUCGCUUAAAUUUGAAGCUUUUGACAGAUCACUAAAUAGCCUGUAGCAAUUUUAUAACCUCGA